AUGGCCUGGUCUGAAUGUCCCUCUUAUGAGAAAUGGAGCUGUGCAGACCAUUGCCCAAAGAAGCAAGGAAGAGCAGGAGAAGGUAGAGGCGGAUAUGGUCCGGCAGAGAGAAGAGUGGGACUGGAAGAGGAAGAUGAAAAAACAUAUGAUGAUUUCGAUACCAGGAUACUUGAGGUGAGGAAUGUUUUCAAUAUGACAGCAAAAGAGGGAAGAAAGAGAUCAUGCCGUGUCCUGGUCGCUGUGGGGAAUGGCAAAGGAGCUGCAGGUUUUGCCAUUGGGAAAGCCACUGAACGGGCAGAUGCUUUCAGAAAAGCAAAGAACAAGGCAGUUCACUACUUGCAUUACAUAGAACGAUAUGAAGACCAUACAAUAUACCAUGAUAUUUCUUUAACAUUUAAAAGGACGCAUAUCAAGAUGAAGAAACAACCCAGAGGCUAUGGCCUCCGCUGCCACCGGGCCAUCAUCACCAUCUGCCGGCUCAUUGGCAUCAAAGACAUGUAUGCCAAGGUCUCUGGCUCCAUCAACAUGCUCAACCUGACCCGGGGCCUCUUCCAUGGGCUCUCCCGCCAGGAAACCCAUCAACAGCUGGCUGAUAAGAAGUGUCUCCAUGUUGUGGAAUUCCGGGAGGAAUGUGGCCCUCUGCCCAUCGUGGUUGCCUCCCCCAAGGGGGCCUUGAGAAAGGAUCCGGAGCCGGAAGAUGAGGUUCCAGACAUCAAACUGGACUGGGAAGAAGUGAAGGCCGCACAGGGUAUGAAGCGCUCUGUGUGGUCAAAUUUAAAGAGAGCCGCCACCUAGGCCUCCCUCUGGCCUGGCUCAGCCUGGCAUCUCUUGCUUCGGGCACCUGGGAAAGACUCAACCCCUCACCCUUUGGAUUGUCACUUUUUUUUUUUUUUAAAGGAAAGGCCAACCUUACAUUUCUUUAUUUACAAAUAACAAAUAAUUAUAGAUUUAAUUUAUUGAGCACGUCCUAUAUACCAAUUACUGUGAUAGGAACUUUACAUACAUAUCUUAGUUAAAAACUACUUUAAAUAUUCAUUUAAACUAGCAAAUUAGGGAGGCAGGGUUUCUAGUCUGACCUAAUAAGAAAUAAUAUGCAGUCAAGCUCUAGUUACUUGACUGUAGUCACACAGCUAGAAAGUAGAGGAAAAUGGGCAAACUUUGUUCUUUUUGACUCUAGAAAUUCUCCUUUUUAGUAAACCUCUUUGUAUCGAUGUUUUAGUGGUUGCUCUAGGUAUUAUGUUAUACCUAUAUCACUUAUCACCAGUCUACUGGUGUUGACUUUUUACCAGUUUGAGUGAAGUAUAGGAAUCUUACUUCCCUUUAAACCCCUUUACCCUCACCUGUUUCUAUAAUUGUUUUAAAAUUUCCUCUGCCUAUACUGAGAACCACAUUAGACAACAUUAUAGUUUUGCUUCAACCAUGAAACUUAAUAUAAAAAACUAAAGAAGAAAAAAAACAGCCUAUUUUAUUUACCCAUGUUUUUGCUCUUUCAGUCGUUCGUUCUUCUUUCCUGAUAUUCCGAGAGUCCUUUUGUCAUUUUGAGUGGGGAAAAGCCAAGAUCCCCUCCUGUGUGUCUCCUUAACUCUCACAGUACUACCACACUCCCAGCACUUCUGACAGCAGAUGUGGGGGGUUUCCCCUCACCAAGCAGUCCUCUGCAAUACCAACUGCAUGUCCUACAGUUUAACUCAGUUCUGACACUGUCUACCUGGAGGUAACAUCAAAUUCCACUGGUUAAAGGCUCAGUCCCAUAAGACCGCCCCCACUCCACUUCACACCAAUUGCAAGUCUGGUUGUCACCUGUGCUUCUGACUCAUCAGCUGUAAAUCAGAGGUUCCCAUGACUCCCUCAUUGUGUUUGAUUAAUUUGCUAGAGUGGCUCACAGAACUUAGGAGUACAGUUUAUUUAUUGCCUACCAGUUUAUUAUAAAAGGAUAUGAUAAAGGAUACAGAUGAACUUCCAGAUGGAAGAGAGACAGAAUUUUAAAAUUUUCAUGAAGUCUAAUUUGUCUGUUUUUCUUUUGUUGCCUGUAUCUUUGGCGUUCUAUACAAGUAAUUAUUGCUAAAUCCAGUGUCGUGAAGCUUUUGUCCUAUGUUUUCUUCUAAGAGUUUUAUAGUUUUGGGUCUUACAUUUAGGCCUUUGAUUUCUUUUGAGUUUGUUUUUGUGUAUGGUGUUAGAGAUCAACUUCAUUCUUUUGCAUGUGGAUAUCCAGUUUUCCCAGCAACAUUUGUUGAAAACACUGUCCUUUCUCCAUUGAAUGGUCUUGGCACCUUUGUCAAAAAUCAUUCAACCAUAUAUACAAAGGUUUAUUUCUGGGCUCUCUGUUCUAUUCCAUUGGUUUACAUGUCUGUCUUUAUGCCGGUACCACACUGUUUUGGUGACUAUACCUUUGUUGGAUAUUUUGAAAUCAGAAAGUAUGAGUCUUUCUGUUUUGUUCUUUUUCAAGGUUGUUUUGGCUAGUCAGGUGUCCCUUGAAAUUCCAUAUGAAUUUUAGGAUGGGUAUUUCUGUUGCUGCAAAAAAUAUCUGUGGGAUAUUGAUAGGGAUUGCACUGAAUCUGUAGGUCACUUUGGGUAGCAUUGACAUCUUAACAAUAUUAAGUCUUCCAUUACAUGAACGUGGGUAUGUGUUCACUUAUUUACAUCUUCUUUAAUUUCUUUUAGCAAUGUUUUAUAGUUUUCAUUGUACUUUCACUUCCUUGGUUAAAUUAAUUCCUAAGUAUUUUAUUCUUUUUGAUGCCAUUUUAAAUGAAAUUGCUUUUGUAAUUUCCAUUUGAUAAGGGAUAUUGGUCUAUAGUUUUCUUGUAGUGUCUUUGGCUUUUCUAUCAGGGUACUGCUAGUCUCAUAGAAUGAGUUAGGAAGUAUUCCCCCUCUUCAAUUUUUUGGGGAAAGUUUGAGAAAGAUUAAUAUUAAUUCAGCUUUAUAUGUUUGAUAGAAUUCAACAGUGAAGCCACCAGGUCUAGGGGUUUUCUUUGUCAGGAGAUUUUUUUUUUUUUUUUUUUUUUUUUUUUUUGUGGUAUGCGGGCUUCUCACUUUCGCGGCCUCUCUCCCAUUGCGGAGCACAGGCUCCGGACGCACAGGCCCAGCGGCCAUGGCUCACGGGCCCAGCUGCUCCGCAGCAUGUGGGAUCCUCCCGGACCGGGGCACGAACCCAUGUCCCCUGCAUCGGCAGGCGGACUCUCAACCACUGCGCCACCAGGGAAGCCCUGUCAGGAGAUUUUUGAUUACCUACUUAAUCUCCUCAGUAGUUAUAGGUCUAUUCAUAUUUUCUAUUUCUUCAUGAUUUAGUUUUGGUAGGUUUUGUGUUUUUAUGAAUUUGUUCAUUUCAUCUAGCUUACCCAAUUUAUUGGUGUACAGUUGUCCAGUAUACUCUCUUAUAAUCCUUUUUAUUUCUAUAGAAUCAGUAUUAACAACCUUACUUUUAUUUCUAAUUUUUUAGUAAUUUGAGUCUUCUCUCUUUUUAUUCUUAGUCCAUCGAGCUAAAGGUUUGUCAAUUCUGUUGAUCUUUUCAAAGAACCAACUCUUGCUUUCAUUGAUGUUAUUCAGUUAUUUUUCUAUUCUCCAUUUUGUUUAUCUCUGCUCUAACCUUUAUUAUUUCCUUCUUUCUGCAAGUUUUGGGUUUAGUUUAUUCUAGUUCCUUAAUUUAUAAAUUAGGUUGUCAAUUUGAAAUCUUUCUUGGUCUUCAGUGUAAGCAUUUAUAGCUGUGAAAUUCACCCUUUGCACUGCUUUGUUGUGUCCCAUAAAUUUUGGUAUGUUGUAUUUUCUUUUUUAUCUAUCUCUAAGUAUUUCUAAUUCCCUUUGUGAUUACUUUUUUGAUUUAUUGAUUGUUUAAAGUGUGUUGUUUGAUAUCUACAAAUUUGUGCAUUUCCAAGUUUUCCUUUUGUUAUUGAUUUCUGACUUCUUGUUGUGGUUGGAUAAGUUACUUUUUAUAAUAGUUAUCUUUUAAAAUCUGUAUGACAGUUUCUGGCCUAACAUGAUGUAGCCAAAUUUUCUGAUGAGAUCUGCUGGUAGUUUUAAUGAGGAUCCCUUGUAUGUGAUGAUUUACUUCUUGCCUCUGAAGAUUGUCUCUUGGUGCUUGUCCUUUGAAAAUUUGAUUAUAAUGUGUCUUGGUGUGGAUCCCUUUGAGUUUAUCUUACUUGGAGUUUAUAUUUUAGAUGUUUAUAUUCAUGUCUUUCAUCAAAUUUGGGAAGUUUUCAGCCAUUACUUCUUCAAGUGUUGUAUUCUCCCCUUUUAUCUUUUUCCUGGGAGUCCCACAAUUUGCGUGUUGAUCUGUUUGAUACUGUCCCACAGGUCCCUUAGCGCUGUUCAUUUUUCUUCAAUCUUUUUCUUUCUGUUCCUCAGAUUGAUAAUUUCUGUUGUCCUGUCUUUAAGUUAAUUUGACUGUUUUGCCUGCUCAAACCUGCCUUUUAAUCCCUUUAAUAAAAAUUUCCAUUUCAGUUAUUAAAAUAUAGCUACAGAAUUUUUUUGUUUGCUUCGUUUUAGGUGUUCGAUAUCUUUAUUGGUGUUUCCAUUUUGUUCGUACAUUGGUUUUUUUGGUUUUGUCCCCAUCUUCCUUUAGUUCUUUGAGUGUCUUUAAGACAGUUGUUUUAAUGUCUUUGUCUAUUAGAUCUGCCAUUAGGUCUUUCUCAGGGACAGAUUCAAAAGUAGACAUUUUAAUCUAAUAAUGUGGUAACUCCAGAAAUCAGAUUCUCCUCCUUCCCCAGGGUUUGAUGUUUUUAAAUGUUUUAAAUUUAUGUAUGUAUGUAUUUAUAUUGUUGUAGGUUGCCUCUAUGUCAAGAAUAUGCCAAGAUGUAAACUUAAGGUCUUCUCAGGUCUUUUCUGAGUCUGUGCCUUUCCCUGGGUAUGAAUGGUCACUUUAUAAUGUUCCUUGUAUAUGCAGGUCCUUUUGAACCUCCUACUCUUUAAUGUGUGACCCCCAAAAGGUGAAAAAGAGAAAAAUGAAGAGAAGGGGAAAAGGGCAUUAUCCCUUUAAAUCCCCUUAGAGUCACUUCAGCUGGAGGUGGAGGGACUUCGAACAGUUGUGGGAGGUGCAGCAAAAUUAGCCACCAGCCUUUUUGUCUACACCUCUGUGAUCAGAGGCAGCAAUCAGUGAUCAGAGCAGAGAUCCCUGGUAUUUGGGGGACAGGGUCCUUUUUGCUCACCCUGGCUUCAGCAAGCUGUGUGCAGGCUGCUCCAAGGACACUUGCACAGCUGCCUGCCACGUGGCUUAAAGCAGGGGUGGGUAGCUGCUACUGUGCUGAGUGACGAAACUGACCAAAAUUAGCCACAAUUUACCACCCAUGCAUUUCCCUGAAAGUCAGAAACCUUCAAUAGACUCCACCAUUCCAAAACAGUUACAUCAGAUUCUGCCAGCACAGUUGUUAUUUAGAUGGGGAGACAGAUUCCAAGUGCCUCCUGCAACCAGAGGGUUCUGAGAACCCUUUCUUGUUGCCCUUGUUCUCUGUUUCUAUUGUUGUCUUCCACCCCUGUCUGCUUUGUGUGUGUGUGUUGUUGUAAUUGAGCAUUUUAUAUGAUUUCAUUUUCUCUCUCAGCAUGUCAUUAUACUUUUGUUUUUUAGUGGCUGCCCUAGAGUUUCCAAUAUAAACUUACAACUAAUCCAAGUCCACUUUCAAAUAACACUGUACCACUUCAUGGGUAGUGCAAGUACCUUAUAAUAAUAAAGUAUUUCUUAUUCCUCCCUCGCGUCCCUUAAUGUCAUUCUUUUCACUUAUACAUAAUUUAUAACCAAUGAUACACUGUGACUAUUUUUAUUUUGGACUAACUGUUAUAUGUUAGAUAACUAAGAAAACAUUUUUAUUUUUCCUUCACUUACUCCUUCUUUAAUGCUCUUCCUGUCUUUAGGCAGACCUGAGUUUCUGGCCUGUAUCAUUUCCCAUCUUUCUGAACAGCUUCUUUUAACAUUUCUUGAGAGGCACGUCUACUUGACAAAUUCCCUAAUUGUUGUUUGUCUGAGAAAGUCUUUAUUUCUCCCUUGCUUUUGAAAGAUAAUUUUACAGGAUACAAAAUUCAAGGUUGGUGAGAUUUUUUUCCCCUCAACACUUUAAACAUUUCAUUCCACUCGCUUCUUACUUGCAUGGUUUCUGAGGAGAAGAUGGAUGUAAUUCUUAUCUUUGCUUCUCUGGGUGAGAUAUUUUUUCCUUUGGCUUCUCUCAAGACUUUUCUUUACCUUUGAUUUUCUGCAAUUUCAGAGGGUACUUUUUUUUUUGGCUAUGUGGCUUGUGGGAUGUCAGUUCUGUAACCAGGGGUUGAACCCGGGCCACAGCAGUGAAAGCCCGGAAUCCUAAUCACUAGGCCAUCAAGGAACUCUCUGAUUUUCUGCAAUUUCAGACUUCCACAUAUAUGGUCAAUUGAUUUUUGACAGACUCCAAGGUAAUUCAAGGAGGAAAAGAAGUCUUUUCAACAUUUAGUGCCUGGAACCCUUGGAUAUUCAUAUGGAAAAGAAAAAGCUUGACCUUACUUUAGGCUACACACAAAAGUUAACUCAAAAUGGAUCAUAGACCUAAAUAUAAAAGUUAAGUCAAUAAAAUUUCUAGAAGAUAAUCUUGAAGACCUCAGGGUAGGCAAUAACUGAUCUUAGGAACACAAAAAUAUAAAUCAUAAAAAAGAUACAUUGGUAGACCCGUUUUCAUAAAAAAUAAAUGUCCUGCUUCUCAAAAGACACAAAAAGAAAACAAAAAGACAAGCCACAGAUUGGGAGCAAAUAUUCACAACACAUAUAACUGACAAAGGACUUGUAUCCAACUUGGGUCAUGCAUCCCUCUGACAAUAUGUACACUUGCUUCUCAUUAUUUGUUCUGUACUGUGAAUUUCCCAACUUGCUAAUACUCAUUUGUACCCCUGAAGUGGAUCCUUAUGGUACUUCUGGGUCAUUUGUGGACAUGUGCAGAGUACUUGGGAAUUUGAGUUGCCAGAUGUGCACAUUCUGGCUGAGGUUGAACAAGGUGAUGCUCUGCUUUCAUGUUUCAGCCCUCGUCCUGUAGCCAAGUAUCCUUUUCAGGGUCUGUUUAGCGCCAUGUGUUUUGCAUUUUUGUGCUUUUUGUUGGUGAUUUUACUUUUUAAAAUAGUGCUCAAGCACAGUUAGUGCUGACUAGUGUCCCUAAGCGCAAAAAGGCUGUAAUGUGCCUUAUGGGGAAAAUACCUGUGUUAGAUAAGCAUUCAGGGAUGAAUUAUAGUGCUGUUAGUCAUGAAUUCAGUGUUAAUGAAUCAACCAAAUACAUUAAAUAAGGUGUCUUUAAACAAACAGAUAAAACAAGGUGAUGUAUUUGCCAACUGGUGAAAAUGUAGUGACCAUAGGCUUAUAGAACCUAAUGCUGUAUUUAUCCUAGGAGCAGUAGUUCAGUAUUUACUAAGCCAGUGUUUGUGGUGACUUUAUAGAAGCUAGUUAUUGUGAAUAAUGAUAAUCAAAUGUAUAUCUGCUAUGUAUAUGUGAAGCAUUGCUCUGUUGCAUUCAAGAUUUCAGAGCUAUUUAUUUGAUGAUUGGAGGGAAAUUAUUUUUAACCCAAAUUGUAUACGCUGCUGAACUAUUAAUCAAGUGCAAA
Molecule: messenger RNA, 7535 nt
Organism: Mesoplodon densirostris (Blainville's beaked whale)
Lineage: Eukaryota; Metazoa; Chordata; Mammalia; Artiodactyla; Ziphiidae
Gene: MRPS5
Product: mitochondrial ribosomal protein S5
Exons: 8
Coding region: 1-795 (264 amino acids)
Biological process (GO): translation
Cellular component (GO): ribosome
Molecular function (GO): structural constituent of ribosome; RNA binding
Source: RefSeq, a predicted model, not a curated record